AUGGCAAUAGCCAUAAUUUAUAUGGCUAAAGAAUUCAAUUGGAGUCCUAAAAUACAAGGCUUCGUAUCGUCAUCAUUUUAUUUUGGAUAUUUAAUGACUCAGAUUAUAGGUGGUGCACUUACUGAUAAAUUCGGCGCUGCCGCAAUUUGGACACUGUUUACUUUACUGACACCAAUUUCUGCCGGAAUAAACUUAUACAUACUUAUACUGUGCAGGGUUUGUUUAGGAAUUGGUGAAGGUGUAUAUUUUCCAUGUAUUCAUUCUUUAAUCUCAAAAUGGUUUCCACCACAGGAACGAACUAGAGCUGUUUCUACAGUGUCUGUUGCAACUUUUAUCGGUAUGGUAAUCGCCAUGCCAAUUUCAAAUUUAUUGAGUUCUAGUCAAUUUGGUUGGAAAAGUAUUUUUUGGGUAUUCUCAAUUAUUGGUUUUAUUUGGUCCGUUUUUUGGUAUUUUUAUGGGAAAAGUGAUCCAAGAGAUUAUUCAGGAAUUAGCAAAGAUGAAUUGGAUUGGAUCUUGGGAAGCAAAUCGAUUAGUAAAUCGGCUGUUUGUUCCGAAGAUAAUUUAGCCCACUAUCAGUCAUAUCCCAGUAAACAUGUUGUAAAUAUUGACGACAAUCAUGAUAAUCCUCAAAGUGAAAAUGAUAUGUUAUUACCAAAGGGUCAAAAAUCAUUAAGGUCACAUAAAAUACAAAAAAUUCCUUGGAAAUUAUUAUUUUCUCGUCGUGAAGUGUGGGCAAUUAUGAUUGGUCACUGGUUUAAUGGUUGGGGCUUUUUUAUUCUGGUUAAUUGGUUACCAGUAUUUUAUUACGAACAUUUUCAUGUAGAUAUUAAUUUAAUUGGAUAUUACACUGCUUUACCUUACAUUUUAUUCAUCAUAACGGGAGUUAUAGUCGGUUAUAUCUGCGAUUAUGCGAUUAAUCAACUAAAAAUUCGCGUUAUAACUGUACGAAAAACAGCUUGUAUAAUUGCAGGCUCUGGAUUGUCAUUAUGUCUAUUACUUGUAACUUAUUGGGCAAAAACAUCUUAUGAAGGAUUAUUGAUAAUGACAAUAGGAUAUGCAUUAUAUUCAUUCUAUAUCUCGGGUCUGGAUAUUGCACCAAAAUAUGCGGGAGUAAUAUGUGGUAUAGGAAGUACUUGUGGAUUAAUCCCAGCUUUUUUUGGUGUAGCACUAACCGGUUGGAUAUUAGAGGUUACUAAUAAUGAUUGGAGUAUUAUUUGGA
Racocetra persica is the source of this 1219-nucleotide messenger RNA. Lineage: Eukaryota; Fungi; Glomeromycota; Glomeromycetes; Diversisporales; Gigasporaceae. The record is from the annotation of a GenBank genome assembly.